GUAGAGCCUCUGUCUGUCUCUCUCUCUCUCUCUCCAGCAUUGCAAGCUCUAGUGAAUUUCUGAAGUCUCAAUUUCUAGUUUCUCGCAGCUGAACCACCCUCAGACGGUCAAAUAAUUUGUGUUUUGCAGAGAAGAAAGAUCAAACGAUGCCCUGCUACAGGACCUGCGAGUUCAACAGGAGCAAUAAACAAAAUCAGAAAGGUAUAGAACUGAGCAAAUAUUGGGAAAUAUGGGAUUUGAGGAUUCUAGCUCUCUACAUCCUUGUUUCUCAGUUAUACCUUCAUUUCUUUGGACGACGCCGCACAAAGACUAAGUCAGCGGCGAUAAUGAUUGGGAGCAUCUCGUUACUCUACGUACUCUCUGAUUUGUUGGCUACAACUGCUCUUGGAAAGCUCUCCAAGCUCGCUGUCAACAAGAACUCCAAAGCAACCGACAGUUCUUCCAACACGACAACGGCCAAUACCCACAAGAUCCCGAUGGGCAAUUUCACCAUUGGCAAUGCCACCAUGGGCGACCAGAUGCUCAGGGUGAUGUGGGGGCCUCUGAUCUUGUUCUACCUCGGAGGUCCCGAUACCAUCACCGUCUUAAGCCUUCAGGAAAAUCAGCUGUGGAUGAAACACCUUAUAGGACUCUUUACCCUAGGCUUUAGAGCAGUUUAUGCCCUGAUAGCAACCUGGUCGUAUUUCCCACAAAAGAAACUCUGGAAGGGCAAACCCUGGUCCAUAGAGGGGCUCAUCUCUCUUCUGGCACUGUUGAUUUUGAUUCCCGGACUUAUCAAGUACGGAGAGAGAGUGUGGAUAAUCUAUUCAAGAAACAAGUACUACGGAGGUUUCGUUCGAUUAAAUCCAAGCCAAGUUAGAGUCAGUGAUUCACACCCGAAUGCAAGGCGAGUGCUUCUAGCUUAUUUUUGUAUCCAGACCUUAAUGCCUCAUUGUCCAGAUUACCUGUGUGAUGGGAGAAGAGUGAGAGAUUUGGUAAGAAACUUCCUCAAGUCGGUUAGGAAGGAUAGUUUCGAUGCUUUCAAAUUGAUUGAGAUUGAGUUGGGUUUGAUAUAUGACAUGCUCUUCAGCAAGGUGGGCACGAUUUUCACCCUAUGGGGAAGCAUUCUGAGAUUUCUUAGCUUGUCUUUGAUUGUUUCUGGGCUUUUGGUAUUCUUGAAGAGUGAUAAGCCCCCUCCCAGUCCCGGGCGUGUUUUCGAAGGUGAUGAUGUGAUUACCAUCAUUCUGAUAGCUGGAGCCAUUUUUCUAGAGAUAGCUGGUAUUGUCGUGCAACUUUUUUCGGAUUGGGCCUUGGUUUGGGCGUGUAGUGAUCGAAUUAAAUGGGCCACUCCGCUUCUCUCUCUUCACGAAGUUCUAUUCUCUAAGAGUAAGAGAUGGCCUGAGGCAAUCGGGCAGCUCAGUCUCCUGGAUUUCUGCACAAAGUAUGACCCUAAUGCGUGCACCCGCUGCUUGAAAGUCUGCUUCGUAACGUGCUUGGGCAAUACGGCGGGGGAGUAUCUUUAUGGCAUGGGUGAAGCGUUGAAGGGAUACAAGGAAGAGAAGAGUCUAGUCCCGAAUGUGAAAAAACUAAUCAUCAGUUACCUUCGCGAGAAAUACAAUCCGUCCCAGACUUCAACUCAGAAAAUUGCAGAAGUUGAUAAUUCAAAGACUUCAACUGAAGAAAUUGGUGGUAGUGAUAGUGUUGCAGAUGAUGGUAAGUUGUCGACUUCAGGAGUGACAAGAGGUGAGUGGACCCUUAAAAAAUAUGAUGAGCGACUAAAGUCCUGGAGUAUUGAACUACAAUUCCAUAAAAGUAUUGUCAUCUGGCACGUUGCUACCGAGGUUUUCUACGGGUUGGAUCAUGGUAGGGAUACCGUGAAUCGGAAAGCGGUCAAAAUGCUUUCUGAUUACAUGGUGUAUUUGCUUGUUGAGUGUCCUACUAAGUUUCCCUUUUGCAAUAAAUACGACACUUUUGGGAAGGAUUAUGGUCAUUUGAAGGAACUUUUCAAUAGAGAAGUACCGUCUGGACAGAGACGGAUUGAGAAUGAGGGCGACAUUAGCUAUAUUGCAAACGAGGCACACAACCUUGUGCAACACAUGAAAUCGCACGAGCCUCCGGAGAGGUGGGCUAUUUUGGAAAGUAUUUGGGCGGAGAUGUUGUGCUACGCCGCUUGGAGGUGCCGAGUGAAGCACCACAUUGAAGGGCUUCGACAUGGGGGGGAGUUUAUCACUCGUGUCUGGCUUCUGCAGAUGCACUGUGACAGGACGCUGAGGUUGAGUAGCUAUAGCUUGGGCACUGAAUUGGAUGACAUAACAAGAAAAAUCAGUGAGAAAGGGUGCGACUGCUCCUGUUUUGGAAGUACAACUACUUAAAGCAGAACGCGGCCAAGGGUUCCCCUGUUGGCUUGAUUUGAUAUUCCUGCCGCGAGAUUCUAUCUUCAUGCAACAUAUCCAGUUACGGAUUGCUCGUGAAGUGUUUUUGUUUUCAGGAAACGCUUGUUUGAUCUUCUGUUGUAAAAUUUCAGAACCAGUUUGCACUAUUAUGUCUGAAUGCGUACUGUGUGUAAUAUUAAUGUUGUGUAAUUGCUCAACUGAGUGUCGUAAUAAUAUUUCAGUUGUGGGUGGUAUGGAUGAUUGAAAUUUGAAUGAAGAGAAUUUGUAUAUGUAAA
Molecule: messenger RNA, 2647 nt
Organism: Rhododendron vialii
Lineage: Eukaryota; Viridiplantae; Streptophyta; Magnoliopsida; Ericales; Ericaceae
Exons: 2
Coding region: 147-2351 (734 amino acids)
Source: RefSeq, a predicted model, not a curated record